Molecule: messenger RNA, 2139 nt
Organism: Lizanozyma spartinae
Lineage: Eukaryota; Fungi; Ascomycota; Pichiomycetes; Serinales; Debaryomycetaceae
Gene: HSP90
Product: Hsp90 family chaperone
Exons: 1
Coding region: 1-2139 (712 amino acids)
Biological process (GO): cellular response to heat; protein stabilization; protein folding
Cellular component (GO): perinuclear region of cytoplasm; protein-containing complex; cytosol
Molecular function (GO): ATP-dependent protein folding chaperone; ATP binding; ATP hydrolysis activity
Source: RefSeq, a predicted model, not a curated record
AUGUCUGACGCCAAGGUUGAAACUCAUGAGUUCACUGCUGAGAUCUCUCAGUUGAUGUCUUUGAUUAUCAAUACUGUUUACUCAAACAAGGAGAUCUUUUUGAGAGAAUUGAUUUCUAACGCAUCUGAUGCUUUGGAUAAGAUCAGAUACGAAGCUUUGAGUGACCCUACAAAGUUGGAUACUGAACCAGCUUUAUUUAUUCGUAUCACUCCUCAUAAGGACCAAAAGGUUUUGGAAAUUAGAGAUUCUGGUAUUGGUAUGACUAAAGCUGAUUUGGUUAACAACUUGGGUGUUAUUGCCAAGUCUGGUACCAAGGCUUUUAUGGAAGCUUUAUCUGCUGGUGCCGAUGUUUCUAUGAUUGGUCAAUUCGGUGUCGGUUUCUACUCCCUUUUCUUGGUUGCUGACCACGUUCAAGUUAUCUCCAAGCACAAUGAUGACGAACAAUACAUUUGGGAAUCAAAUGCUGGUGGUAAGUUCACUGUUACCUUGGAUACCGUUAACGAAAGACUCGGUCGUGGUUCUAUCUUGAGAUUGUUCUUGAAGGAUGAUCAAUUGGAAUACUUGGAAGAAAAGAGAAUUAAAGAAGUUGUCAAGAGACACUCUGAAUUCGUUUCUUACCCUAUCCAAUUGACUGUCACCAAGGAAGUUGAAAGAGAAGUCACUCCAGAAGGUGAAGAAGCUGAAACCAAGGAAGAAGAUAAGACCGAUGUUGAAGGUGAAGAUGACAAGAAGCCUAAAUUGGAAGAAGUUGAAGAUGAAGAAACCGAAAAGAAGCCAGAAGAAGUCAAGAAGAUUAAGGAGGAAGUCACUGAAUUGGAAGAAUUGAACAAGACUAAGCCAUUGUGGACCAGAAACCCAUCUGAUGUCACUCAAGAAGAAUACAAUGCUUUCUACAAGUCCAUUUCUAAUGAUUGGGAAGACCCAUUGGCUGUUAAGCACUUUAGUGUUGAAGGUCAAUUAGAAUUCAAGGCUAUCUUGUUUGUUCCAAAGAGAGCUCCAUUUGAUGCUUUUGAAUCUAAGAGAAAGAAGAACAACAUUAAGUUGUACGUCAAGAGAGUUUUCAUCACUGAUGAUGCUGAAGAAUUGAUUCCUGAAUGGUUAUCUUUCAUUAAGGGUGUUGUUGAUUCUGAAGAUUUACCAUUGAACUUAUCCAGAGAAAUGUUGCAACAAAACAAGAUCAUGAAGGUUAUCAAGAAGAACAUUGUUAAGAAGUUGAUUGAAACUUUUAAUGAAAUUGCUGAAGAUCAUGAGCAAUUUGACAAGUUCUACACUGCUUUCUCCAAGAACAUCAAGUUGGGUAUUCACGAAGAUCAACAAAACAGAGCUGCUUUAGCUAAGUUGUUGAGAUACAACUCCACCAAGUCUACUGAAGAAUUGACUUCUUUGACUGACUAUGUUACCAGAAUGCCAUCUCACCAAAAGAAUAUUUACUACAUUACUGGUGAAUCCAUUAAGGCUGUUGAAAAGUCACCAUUCUUGGAUGCUUUGAAGGCUAAGAACUUUGAAGUUUUGUUUUUGGUUGACCCAAUUGAUGAAUAUGCUAUGACUCAAUUGAAGGAAUUUGAAGACAAGACUUUGGUUGAUAUCACCAAGGAUUUCGAAUUGGAAGAAACUGAAGAAGAAAAGAAGCAAAGAGAAGAAGAAGUUAAAGAAUUUGAACCAUUGACCAAAUCUUUGAAGGAAAUCUUGGGUGAUCAAGUUGCUAAUGUUGUUGUAUCUUACAAGUUGGUUGAUGCUCCAGCUGCUAUUAGAAGUGGCCAAUUUGGAUGGUCUGCUAAUAUGGAAAGAAUUAUGAAGGCUCAAGCUUUAAGAGACACCACUAUGUCUGCAUACAUGUCAUCCAAGAAGACUUUUGAAAUUUCUCCUAAAUCUCCUAUUAUUAAGGAAUUGAAAGAGAAGGUUGAAAAGGAUGGUAUUGAAGACAAGACCGUUAGGGAUUUGACUACUUUAUUGUAUGAAACUGCUUUGUUGACCUCUGGUUUCUCUUUGGAAGAACCUGCAGCUUUUGCUCAUAGAAUCAAUAGAUUAAUCUCUUUGGGAUUAAACAUUGAAGAACCUGAAGAAGCUGAAGAAGUUAAGCCAGAAGCUAAGACUGAAGGUGAGCCAGUUGUUGAAUCAGCUAUGGAAGAUGUUGAUUAA